This is a messenger RNA of Homalodisca vitripennis (glassy-winged sharpshooter), 3441 nucleotides long. RefSeq names its product engulfment and cell motility protein 1 (gene Ced-12). Lineage: Eukaryota; Metazoa; Arthropoda; Insecta; Hemiptera; Cicadellidae. Gene Ontology annotation, cellular component: plasma membrane. Bases 324 to 2588 code for a protein of 754 amino acids. The transcript has 9 exons. The record is from RefSeq and is a predicted model, not a curated record. Gene Ontology annotation, biological process: actin filament organization; cell motility.
AUUGGCCUUUCCUUCAGUAGACUAGCAUGUCGAUUUGUUUAUUAAAAACAUGCAGACGCCAGACAGUCUAGAAUCUAGACUUUACAUUAUUUCAAGAUUAUAACAGUCUAAAUCUAACUCACUGACUUAGUUAGGUUAACCUACAGAGAUACCUGUCAAAUACAAAUCUCAAAUUGUGUACUAUUAUUUUGUGGAUCUAAAUUUGAUCAUGUGUGUUUUUGAAUAAUUAUUUGUUUGUGUGUCCUUAUAAAGUGUUGGUUAUAAUAUAUUUGUGAAGUGAUUAUUGUUUUAGUGUAUUUGAGAAAAGUUUAUUUUUAUUCACUAUGAAUGCAAAAGUAUUCAAGACACAAAUGCCUACAACAACUGACUCUAAUGUCGUGAAAAUUGCUGUUGAAAUGGCAGAUCAAAAUCCCCAAUUAAAGGGUUUUAAUCAAACGCAGCCUUUAGCUGCCAUUAUUCAAGAUCUAUGUAAUGGUUGGAAUCUCACUGAACCAGAGCAGUAUGCUCUUCAAUUUUCAGAAGUAAAUAACCAAAAUUAUGUAACUGAAAAAAAUAGAAAUGAGGUUAAAAAUGGAUCAGUUUUAAGAUUGGCUCAUUCACCUUCUAAAACUGCCCAUGAUAUACUGCAAAAACUUAAUUCUGGCACAAAUGAGGAAAAGGUUGGAGCCCUUCAAAAAUUAUCAAGUUUGAGUACUGAUGUAACUUUUGCUCUAGAGUUUAUCAACAAACAAGGUUUAGGAUACAUCAUUGGACUAAUUGAAAAUGGGAAAUGUGUUGGAGGUAUGCUAGCUUACUCCCUACUCUCGUUUGUGGAAUUGAUGGACCAUGGUAUUGUAUCAUGGGAUAUACUCGAGGUACCUUUCAUUAAUACAGUGGCAAGUUAUGUUAAUAACCAGUCGAGUACAGCACAAGAUGGUAAAGUAGUUCAAGCUUCCUUGUCAAUUCUAGAAAAUAUUGUUCUUAACAGUUCAGGAAAAUAUGGACAUGUUGAAAAAGAAGUUACGUUUCCUAAUUUAGUGAUGCAUUUACAAAGCCAGAAUCAAGCUAUUCAGCUAAAUGCAAUAUCUCUGAUCAAUGCGUUAUUUUUGAAGGCUGAUCCAGCUAAAAGUAAAGCCAUUUCUGCUACUCUGUGCUCUAAACAAGUCCGCAAUGUCAUAUGGACCAACAUCAUCCAGUCGGCAUCAGGACAAUUUUCUGUUGCUGAAUUUAUUGCUCCUUGUACAUCUGAUAGUCAAAAGUGGGCUUAUGUCGAUCAAGGAGUUGGAACAGAAAUGGCUCACCAAUUAUACGUCCUACAGACAUUAUCUCUGGGACUUUUGGAACAACGGAUGAACAUCAAGAUGGAUCCUCAGGAUCAAGAUGCACAUGACAAGAUAAAAGAAUUGCGACGGAUUGCCUUUGACUCGGACGGGACAGGCUCUACAGACGGAGUGGCUCGCAGACAGCAUGGUGGUUACGCCAAGGACUAUAAGAAGCUAGGAUUCAAGUGUGAUAUCAAUCCUGCGAUGGACUUCACUGAGACACCUCCUGGCAUGUUGGCGCUGGACUGCAUGAUCUACUUUGCUCGCAAUCACACGGAGAGCUAUACCAAGGUAGUGUUGGAGAACUCCUGCAGAGCUGACGAACACGAGUGUCCGUUUGGCCGCACCAGUGUGGAGCUAGUUAAGCUGCUCUGCGAGAUCCUCCACAUUGGAGAACCACCAAGCGAACAGGGCCAGAACUACCAUCCUAUGUUCUUCACUCACGAUCAUCCUUUUGAAGAGUUCUUUUACAUCUGUAUUGUCCUGCUGAACAAGACCUGGAAGGAAAUGCGCGCUACUACAGAGGACUUUGUUAAGGUAUUCAGCGUGGUGCGGGAGCAGAUCACACGUGCGCUAGCCACACAACCGGCCGAGCUCUCUAUGUUCAAGGCAAGGCUGCAACUGCUGACUUAUGCAGAGAUCACUAAUCUAUGGCAGCAGGAGCGUACGUCGCGUGAAGAGUGGGAGAGUCAUGCACGGCCUGUCACACAGCUCAAGGAGAUGAUCACACCAGAGAUCAUGGAGCUUAUACAGCAGCAACGACUCGGCUUUUUAGUUGAAGGCACCAGAUUCACCAAGUACUCCAACAGAGGGCAGAGGAUAAAAGACAAGUUCUGGUACGUGAGACUGUCACCCAACCACAAGGUGUUUCACUACGGAGACUGUGACGAGAAGUGUGUGCCGACUCUGGAGGAGUUGCCUAACAAGCUGGCCGUUGUGGACAUCAAGGCUCUACUCACUGGCAAGGAGUGUCCUCACAUGAAGGAUGUCAGAGGUAGGAAGACACCUCACCAACUGGCCUUCUCGCUAACAUUAGACUCAGUUGAUGUCACCUCCUUGGAUUUUGUUGCUCCAAAUGAGGAAGAAUAUGACUACUGGACUGAUGGCAUCAAUGCACUGCUAGGUAACAAGAUGUUGAGCAAAGAAACAGAGAAUGAUCUGGAGACUCUGCUGUCAAUGGAGAUCAAACUGCGGCUAUUGGAUGCGGAGGGAGUGGACAUCCCGCAGGAACCUCCACCAAUCCCUGAUGAUCCUCCUAACUAUGACUUCUGCUACGAGCUCAAAUAGAACAUAAAAGUCAACUAUAGUAGUGAAAUGGGUUCCUUGCUGGAAAAGAGAAUGCCUAAGAGGAAGUAUUAUAAAAGUGCAAUGUAAUAUUUUGGAUUUGAAAGUAGCACCAAAGCUCUAGUCAACUGAGGUUAAGUCUAAAUAAUACUAAAUUUUAUAUUCCUGCCUUCAAUUACAUAGCGAUUUUUUUUUUUUAAUCAAGAAAAUGUAAAAUGUAUGCUCACCAAUUCACUUUACCUGCGAGGAAAUUGGAAAAACUAGCAUUUAGCAAACAUUGAGGUAUGUAAAUAAAAUUGAAUUUAUCGCAACAAAAAUUAAGCAAAACUUAGUAGGUGCACACUUAUAGUCGAGAAAGCCCCAAGGCAUAGGAGAAAAACAUGUAAUACAUUUUUCCUUAACUAUAAUGCUCAAUGCCCAUGUUUUACUCCCCAAAUCUUAAUAUAAGAACCAAAUUAAGUUUAAAUCAAAAUUAUUUUUGUAAGCAUACAACAUUACUAAAUUUGUUUGAUUUGAUAAGUGUGUACUUUAAAUUGUACCAAUGUAAAAUCUAUAAACUUUUUAUUUUAUAUAACUAUAAAAACAACCAAAAACUAUAUAUUACAAAAUUGUAAGUAAAAAAUUAAUCUUGAUCAAUUACUUAUUUGGUAAAAUUUUGUUUUUGAUUACUGCUCAUAUCCGUUUGAUAUAGUGAUGAUAUCGUAUUAUUUUGCAAAGUGUCCGGGAUACUGUGGCUCUACUGACUGUUGUUAGUGCGAGCAAUGACGGUAUAGCGUUAUAACGCACCUACUGGUUGCAGUUGGGUAGCUUAUCACAUGAUUUAUUGUAUAAAUAAACCAUAUUUCAUUGAUCAGUA